AUGCCGCCUGUGGCCAUGGGCAGCAGUGUGCCCCCCGUGGACCGCAUCAGUUCCCAUUCAAAUGAGACCAUCGAGGAGCGAUGUUUCCACGGCGUCCUGAUAUGCCUGGAGGGUCACUACUCUGAGUCGCCCCUCAUGGGCCCCCAAACUUCGGUCAAGGUUACGAGCAUGGUCGCCAAGACUCUAGAGAAAACCCAUACGUACAAGGACGUCCGCGAGGCUCUGUCCAAGAACGUGAGCAUAUGGAUGUAUCUCUGCAAGAUAUUUGCAUCCGCCAUCCCGACGUUGAGCAAGCGCUCCGUUGGGUCCAGCGCUCUUGACAAGGACAUGGACACCCGAGAAAGCACGGGUCUGAUCCUCAAGAACUAUGCCUUGUUGAAGGAAGACUUGCAGCUGCUUAACAAGCUGAUGCAUAUUGCCCGCAACCUGUUGGUCACCUCGGAACCUGAGGUCCCCCAGGACAUCUGCACCGCAGUUCAGUUUGACCAGAUGGUCUAUCAAACAAUCACCCUUUGCGUCAACGUCACCAGCAAGGGAUGUGAUGCCGAAGGGCUGGAUGACGUCUCGAAGCUAAGGCUAUCCGAGAUAACUGAACUCUCCAUCCAAGACAAAAAGUUGAUGGUCACUUCUCUCCAGCAGGCCCACAACUGGACAGCCAAAAACGACCGCAACAAGAUGUCAUUCUGGUAUCACGUUUUGUUCGAGGACGAUUCAACCGCCGACGACGAUGAGACGGAUUUCCGCAUUGAAGUGGCCAAAACUGAAGUGUGGCACUGGAUUGAGCGCAACGUCACAAUGUGUGAAAAAGCCCGUGCUCUUCUCAAGGACUAUCACGAGAAGCAAGCCCAUGCGCCGCCCGGGUUGCUGCCUCAGAUAGGCCCAUGGGCAUGCAACUGGCUAGAGGAUGAGGUAUACAAAGCCCGCGUCGUGCACCCACACCCUACCACCGAACCUGUCUGGAACGAGCAGGAGCCGGACAAGUUCGAGCAGGACAAGGCGUAUGGGCGUGUCUCACAUGAGAUAGACAUGUGGUGGACCAGAGCUCGAGACGAGAACUACUCGGAGUGGAGAGUCCCAAUGCCUUCUGUUGAGUUUGCCCAAAAGCGCGCCGAGGCUUGCAAGGUAAACCUCCUCAACCAGUACACCGCUUAUCGGGAGGGGGACUAUGAGGAUGACGACGAGGGCAGCUUUGAGUAUGCCGAGGUCGAGGGCGAAGAGGACCUCGAGCCCGAGGCUGAAGGUUCUAUCCACGACGGGCCCAGGGAUGACUCGCGCAGCCUCGUUCAGGGUUAUGUCGAGGACAUGAACGAAGAGGACGAGGAAGAGGAGGGUGAUGAGGGGGAUGACGACGCCGAAUCCUAUGGGGAUGGGCCGAUGACCGGCCUGCUCACUGAAAUCCCCAACAUUCUCGAUCCCAAGCAAAUCGAGGCGCUCCAUAUGAUUGUCAAAUCAUGCAUGGUAGACACGGUCAACAGUCUUGCCCCGUACGAAAACAGACAACGGACCAGGUGUCGCAUGUUCAUCGCUCUGGAGUGUGGCAAAAGCCUUCUUAGGGAGAUGCUGGUCUUCAUCGCCGUCUGGGAGAAGGAUGAGGCAUCUCUGAUCUUCCAGAUCACGACGCAAAUUGUCGAGGCUCUCCACCAUAAUGCCCUCCUUCCUUACACAUGGAAGGCCCUGCGCAUUCCAAAAGACAUCACUUCGCCUGCUCAGACGGUUCUCCUCCGUCUUAUCAAUCACAUGUACCGCACACAACCCAAAAACGCUCCGGCGCCCGAGUCCCCGGCCGAAAAGCACGUGGCUGACAACCGCAUUCGCCUCUUACACUUCCUCUUCAUCAACUUCCGCAGUCGAAUCGUGCCCGAGUGCCUCGCCCUCAUGGUUAUACAAGCGCACAUAAGAGAGCGCGAGAUCCACGAGGCCGAUUUCCCCGUGGACAACUGGGACAUGGAGAGAGCCAAGGACGGUUUGGCUCAGUUCCUUGACUUCCUCAUCACCGCCGCCGAAGACUACGAGCUUCGCACCAAACUGAUCGAGUGGGAUGCCACAUACGAGCUGGUAACACUUUUGAGGAACCUAGAGAGAGCCGUGGAAAAGAAGCCACUGGUUUCGAUGCCUGCCAUGGCCGGCCAUAGCCCCAAUACGACUGGCUCCGCCUCACCGGCAAUGCCUCAUCCCCCCCACGCCCAUGCCAACGGGGACGAUGAUCUUGAUGGCCACCCGCCGCCCCCCACCCCACCAGUUGUGCCUCCCGGCCAGGAAGCAGCAUACAAAUACCCAUGGCCUGAGGUCAAGUGUCAGGUACUUGCGCUGCUUGCAGCUCUUCUCCAGCCCCCUCCUGGCAAGACAACACCAGGAAACGAGAUUGUGCAGAAGAAGGUGGUUCAGUACAACGGCAUGCCCGCGCUCCUCAAUUCUAGUCUUUACGAUGACAACAACCGGUUUGCUCGCGAGAGAGUCCAGCUUUGCCUCAAGUGGCUUCUCGAUGGCGGCGUGGAAGCCAACCAAUUUGUCAACAAUCUGGUCAAGGUGAAAGAGGCUGAGGAUGGCGAGGCGAGGGCCAAAGCGGCAGCAAGCAAUCAAAGUGCUGCAGCUGCCUCUCCUCCACCACCAACUGCUGCCAAUGCAAAAUCUGCCCCGACGAAUAACGGCAAGCCCAAGCCCGGCGAGGUCACGACUGUGCGCAUCGAUGGCAUCGAGGGAGAGGUCAAAGUCAAAGUCCAAGCCUAUACGCCGCCUGCUGGAAAUGCCGCCAACGCUCCAAAGUCUGGAGAGGCAAAAGAUGCGCCAGAACUGGUCGCUGCUUCUUCUUCGACAGGUCUGCCUACUCGCUCAGCCCCGCAGCCUGCUGCUGCUGCUCCUGCCACAGCCGGGCCGCCAAGGCCUUCCAACGAUGCUGAUAGAGAAUACAUGAACAAGUUGAGCGAGGCCAUAGAAUCAUUAGUCCUCCCCGGCCUGCAGAGCAUAGGGGGAGCACAGGGACAGGUGGGGCAAGGAGCAGCAGCGGCAGCAGCAGCAGCAGCAGGCCUAUCAGUGCCGCUCCUCGGGCCGGGCGCCGACGCGCUCGCCGGGACGCCCGGCGCCGAGCAGGGGGCCGCAUUGCUCCUCGAAUCCAUGAUAGGCCUAUACCAGAUGGGUGCCCAGCAGCGCGGCAUCCAGGUCGAGGUCCCUGAGGAAUGGAGGCGGCUGCUGCGCGACGGCUGGGAGGCCAGGAUUCCCACCGUCUCCGAGUGGCUCAGGCAGCGCGUACUCGAAUUCGAGGCCAGAAUACCCGAGGAGUUUCUGAAGCGUGUCGAGGAGCAGCACGAGGCGAGGAGUCGGACCCCGCCUGGUGGCGGCGGCGCAAAGGACAGCGGGAACUAG
Messenger RNA from Pyricularia pennisetigena, 3360 nucleotides. RefSeq lists its product as uncharacterized. NCBI's taxonomy places the organism in Eukaryota, Fungi, Ascomycota, Sordariomycetes, Magnaporthales, Pyriculariaceae. The coding region runs from base 1 to 3360 and encodes 1119 amino acids. Gene Ontology annotation, cellular component: cytosol. The record is from RefSeq and is a predicted model, not a curated record. The transcript has 4 exons.